Messenger RNA from Doryrhamphus excisus (bluestripe pipefish), 10775 nucleotides. The record is from RefSeq and is a predicted model, not a curated record. Lineage: Eukaryota; Metazoa; Chordata; Actinopteri; Syngnathiformes; Syngnathidae.
GGAGGAGCAGGAAGGUUAUCGCUGAUGUCGGGAACUGACGGAAGUGGUACAGCAAUGCCUUGAUUGGAUCUGCACACAAAAUAUAAAGAAAGCACAGCAAAUGUAAAAAUGAAUUUUCUACGUGAAAGGAGACCUGUUACGGACUCCUAUAGAGCAACUACACACAAUAACCUACACAAAAAGCUUUCUAGAUCUUCCAGAAUCUGCUCCUAUUCCAGCUGGAUUUCCUUGGCUUUCCAAAACAGUUUUUAAUUUAUUCCGCCCACUCUGCUGUGAUGGGUCCUACUACCGAGGGCUCUCGAAGACUUCCAGAUUACUGCCGGAACCUCCUUUCUAAUUUUGGUGGUAUAGGAGUUGAUAAUAAAUGAAUGAACCCUUUGGAGAGCUACUUGAAAAGUGGUUAGGAGCUACUGGUAGCUCAUUAACUACUGGUUGGAGACCCCUGAUUUACCGUGUAUGAAAACUCUAAAGUGUGUUACAUAACCUCAAAGUAAAGUAAAAAAUAGUACAAGUAAGUAAAAAAAUAUAUAAUAAAUUACUAUUAGGGCUGCAACGAUUAUUCGGAUAGUUCGGAUACCUCAGUUACAAAAAGUAAUGGAGAUUUUUUUUCACGUUUCAAAUAAACGCUUACGUCACCAACGUGCUGACGUCACCAACACAGGACGAAGAAGAAGGAGGCGGGUGUUCGAAGACGCGGGAAGAUUGAAGCGGCUAGUAAAAGCGACCAGACAACGAAAGACAAGGAAAAGUAAAUGUAAAGAAAACUGAGAAAAUGUGGCUAAACAGCAACUGGAACAGCGUUUAAACGCCGCAGACGCUGACGUUGUGCACCAACAAUUGAAUCCCAUCGUUUGCUGGUGUGGCUGAUGGAUGAAUCGAAGAACUCUGCGUAUCUACAAUCUUUGUGGCAUACGUGGGUGCAUCUGCAACGCUCUGUGUGCUGUCCGUGGUGGUCCCUGGUUCUCUCUUUGGGGGCUCCCUCGUGAUCUGUGUGAGGUGGGGUGGACAAAGAAUGACAUCAUCAGCCUUCGCAAGGACGGUAGACUGCAAAGCUUGGUGUCAGAUUCACCUGGAAACAGUGUCCGGUCAAGUCCAAGGUGGAGUAUGAUAUGGGUACUCUGGAGUAGCUUCUCUCCGGCUCCCUGCCUGAUGGAGGUGGCGUCACCAGUUUGGAGCGAGUCUUGUUUUUGGAAGUGGUGAAAAUGCUGAUCUCUCUUCUGGCCACCUUCUCGUAGUGGAUGGCUGCAGCCUGCGUCACAUCACAGUGCGGACAUUCUAAAUGAAGGUGCUGUGUGACUGGGUUGUUUCAAGGUGAGUUCAAGGUGAUACUGACCAGUGACAUCAGGUUGACUGAGGACUCCAUGUGGCCAAGACGCAUGGACUGAGAGUCCAGCAGUCUGAGCAGUAAUGUGGCCACACUGUUGAUUUGGUAGGUCACACUGGCCAAUGCCUGAGUGGCCAAACCCUUGGCCUCCUCCACAGCCUUGCUUGGGUCAUCUGCCUGUAAAAAUGUUUAUUUCUGGCUUUUUAGAGAAAUCAAAUAUUUAUUUAAUAUCGCUUGUUUACAUUUUAGUACAUACUAAUUUAUUUUACUUUUUAAAUGUUCAUUUUUUAGUAAAUAAACAUGUAUUUAAAAUAUAUAUUUUUAAGAAACUAAACUCUUAAUUUAAUACGGAUUUAAACAAAUAACAGGAAAUAUUUGAUCUAUUUAUUGAUUUUUGAAAAAUUAUUAUUUACAUUGUGUGUAUUUAUACAUAUUUAUUUUUAUGUUAAAGUGUAGACAUACUUCUCCCGACCAAUAAAAUAUGCUACUUACAGAAUGAAGCCCACAAUAACACACAAUUCAAAUAUAAUAUCCUUUAUAAUAAUUUAUCCUCUAAUAAAUAAACAAACUGCAAUCGCCUCGUAAAAAAUGUAUAAUACUGAAAUGAUGUGUGUGUGUGAGUAUAAUAUAUAUUUUGUUCAAUUCUUUUACAUUUAUAUUUUAUAAGUGAAUAUUUUUACAUUAAAUGUGUAGAAUAAAUUUAAAAUUUGAAUACAAGAAUAUAAACAGUGAUAUUAAAAAAAGUAACAAUCAACAAUAAUAUUCUGGUUUAUUUUAUAAUAAAUUAAAAUUAUGGAACAAAUAAGUUUAAUUCGUGAAAAUAAAACAUUAGACCACGAUUUGCUAAAUCAUUAAUUUCAAUAUUUAAAAUGGUUUCCCACUUUUCAGUGCAGCAGUGCAGGUGUACCUAAUGAAGUGUCCAUCAUAGCAAAAGAAGAUGUCUCACCUGCAGGUAGUUGUUUUCGCAGUAAUCUGCAACAUUCAGCAGGUUGCUUUGGUUGUCACCAAGAUUCUUCCAGGCAGUCGGCGCCUCUUGUAAUAUCUGAGAAAUAACCUCUGAAAAGUUCUUAGACUCCGUCAUUAUUUGUGGCUUAAAUCGUUACGUAUAGACUGUAGCAUGUCUCUACUUGAAGGAGGAAUGGACUUCUUCUGCUUGUUGGGCGUGUUGCUCCAUGCUGAGGAGGGGGGGCGGGAGUAGUCAAAGUCUGCACAGCACACUACGGUCGGAAUGGAAGAAAUGAAAUAAUAUUCAGAGAAAAGAAAAGAGAAAAGCAAAAGAUUAAUGUUUUAUCAGCAAUGCAUGUGCACCACAGAUGCGUAAAAUGUGGUCUGAACUGACCUAUUGGCCCCUUCUGUGACACUGACAAUGUAUCUCCACAAGAGGGCAAUAUAGUCAUUGUUAUUGCUUUCUCCGUUCAUACAUAUGUUGUUGUAGUCGGCCAUUUUCAUCUUUUAUCCCUCUUAUUCUGCCUCAUGAACGUUUCCUAUGAUUGAAUCACUUUGUGGCUUCUACAGAGAUGGCGUGCCUUGGUUGAUAAAGUAUGUGCUUGUCAACCCAAAGUAACUGCUUCAAUGCUUCAAUUCAAUUCCUCUCAUCACCACAUGUCAAUUAAUUAGGGACAAGCAAAUGCUGACUUAUUGAUGACAUUUAUCUGUAUUUGUAACCCUUGAAAUGACUAUUCUAAAUAUUUCCACACUUAGUUCAACAUUAAAAUCACUCGGGGCAAGUGUGCAAUCAAUUCAGACAUUUUAAAAAAUAUUUCAACAUUUAGUGUAAUUUCAUAAUUUUGGUGAAAGUAUGGGCAGUUUAAAUGGCGCCCUCUGCUGGUGAAAACGUCACUUUUCUCAUCCGGCCAGACCCAAAGAAGGCAAAAAAAAAUCCCACUUCCGACGGGUCGAUUUUCACCUGUUUUACAGGUCCGCGGCUGACCUUUUUCAAGGUGUUUAAACAAUACUUUUCAAAACCCACCACACGCUUUUUUUUAACGCUUUUCUGACAUUUUUUGCAAAUUGUCGUUUUUUGAGCUGCCGAAAUGACACUUUUCUGGUCCGUGAGGUGGACAAAAGCGACCACGCAUUCAUCAGGGGUCCCGGCAGGGCCUAAAGAAGGUUGCUUUUUGACCGUUUUUUUGUUGCGAAUUCUUUUUUUGGCCAAAGUAAAGCCUUUCCCUAUUGGAUACCUUAUAAGUGGAUCACUGUUGCAUAAUAAGUCAAAAUACAUUAUGCUUUCCAGGAAAUCCUGUCUAAAGAGUGGGAAUUCCUCACCAUCCCUAAUGACAGUUUUUAUGUGUGUGUGUGUGUGUGUGUUAUAUUUAAAGACAUCCCAAUCCCAGUGGAAUGUGGGAAUGAUAUUCCAAAGGGUGACUUUAUCAGCGCAAUGUUUGGCAUUUUGCCUCUUAUUGAGCCAAGUGACAAAGUGCAUUAACAUUUGUGGAUAAGGACUGGUCUUUGGCUGGCCGGCUGCCAGGCAACAAAACAUAUGUUUAAAACUUUGAACACAGGCUUAGAAAGUCAAGGAGAAAACAACAAUAAGACAUACAACACAUUUGGACAAUGGGGACCUCAUCCUGUUCCGAGCAAUUCCAGUAUGUGGAUAUGCAAUCCUCUUUAUUUAGUACUGAAUUUGCAUUUUUCGUCCAAUGCUUUUUGAUCAAGGGGUGAUUGGGCGAUCGAGAAGGGGAGAGUGCGUGGCCCGCGGACGUUCCACAAUCAGGCCCCCCAAUCUUGGAGCUAAGUUUGCAGGGUCUCAUUGUGUGUCAAAUGAAUGACGACCCACGACUUGGCAAUCAUACUGCAUACAACUUUGCAAUCGCUCAGUCAACAAGGUCCCUGAAUUUACCAACACACUCGGUGUGUGCCAUCAGGAUUUUAUCUUUAUACUUUAACCAAGUGAACCCCUGAUCCUCUAUAAUCAAGGCAGUCUGAGGUUAAAGAUCAAAUUCAAAAUGGUUAAAAAAACUAUAAUUAAAGCCUCAACUCGCGAUCAUUUCUUCCUCUUUUGGUGCUUUUCUGCCCUAAUCUUAUCUUAUCCUAUCUGUAUGUUGUCACAGAUGACCUUCCACUCAAGCAGAUUAGACCAAAUGACUAUUCAACAUGUUUUUUUAAACGCAUUCUCCUCCUCUGCUUCCAUGCUGAUCAGAUGUUUUGCUUUAAAUGUCAGGUUUUUUAAAAAAAAAUAUGUGACCUCAGACAUGACUUCAUUUCUUUCAGAUUCACAAAUAGACAAGCAGGAUUUGAUAACCGCAAAUUACCGCCUCCCUUGUCAGGUCACACUCACAAGCAGCUCAGCAAAAUAAGGCUAAAUGCUACAUUUGUGGAAAGUGUUGGAAGAACAGCUUGUUGAAUAUCGUGAUGUAUUGAUUAGAUCUAAACAUCGAUUCAAUGUUUAGAUUUGCACCGUAAUGAUGAGUCAGGAGGAUAUGACAGUGGUAAGAUAGGUUAUCAAUCGGCCUCUUUUCUCACUGAUUAGCAGUGCAAAUAGUGGGCAUGCAGGACACUUGCUCUUUAUCGUUAGUCCUUCCUCUCUCAACAAACACUUUGUAAGAUAGUAGAUAUGAAAGAUACCAAAUAAGGGACUACAAGCAAGCAGCAGGUUUACAGGUAGUAAUAAUAAUAAUAAUAAUAAAAUCGUCUUGUCUUGUCAGUCGGGUGCCUUGUGAAAUAUCUCUUGACACACCCCUUCUAAAAAUACUAAAAAUUAAAUCAUCCAUUAAUUUUCUAUGCCGAUUAUCCUCACUAGGGUUACGGGGGUAUGCUGGAGCCUAUCCCAGCUGACUUUGGGUGAGAGGCGGGGUACAACCUGGACUGGUCGGACAUAAAAAAACAAUGAAAAUAAAUAUGAAAUAAAAGAGCACUACAUCCUCCGUACAACAUAGUGGACAUGUUUUGCAAUAACUGUUGUGCAAAAAUACAACAUUUACAUUACAUCCAGGCCCAACAUUUUUUCUAUUAAACUAACAUUUAAAAAAAAUAUAAAUAAUGCUUUAAAUGAAUUCUAAACUACACUACAUUCUAUUAAGUGAGCGGUUCAAAAUAUCAAAAUCAAAGUAAAUAACCAUAAUUCCUGCCAUUAAAAAAUACUCCAUAACAUGGUGAGCAUUUGAAAAUAGAAUAAAAUAACAUAAACAUUCACAUUUAGUUCCAUUUAAACUAGACUAUUUUUCAUUAAUUGAGAAAAUCAAUCCAUCCAUUUCUAUUUCCAUUUCUUAUGCUCACGAGGGUCACGGGUAUGCUGGAGCCUAUCCCAGCUGACUUCAGGCAAGAGGCGGGGUACACCCUGGACUGAACAUCACAUCUCCACCCAGAGAUGGCCAAGCAGAGAAUGGAACCCAGAUAUUCCUGCAUUAUACUCCACAAACUUAAGUUCGUCAUAUCGCCAACGCUGGCUUUGGACUCUGGGUGCUGAUGCUGACUGAAUGGCAAGAGGCAUAGUAAGUAAGGCGCUGGCGUGCUGAAGGGUGGGGAUUAUGUCUAGUAACGUAAAUGGGUCCAAGUGAAGGCUGCAGAGGCGUGUUGUGGGUUGGGUCACACUGGCACUUUAAAAGACACUUGCUAAGCUUUGGGAGCAGUACACCAGAAGCCGGGCUGAGAGAGAGGAGGUUUCAGGUCUUUCAAGUGUCAUUUUUUUUCCCUUUCCCAACUUUUAAAAAAUUAUUUUUCCCACUGUGGGCGGUGGGGCAGGCAUGGGUAGGUUUGUGUGGUUGGUCCUGUUCCUGCUGCCAGCGCUGGAGGGCUGUGACGCUCUGCCAGAGAACUGGCUGCCAGGGGAGUAUUCCAAUACCACUGCUGAUGCAGCCAGGUUCCUGAAUGACUACAACAGCACUGCGGAGGAGGUUUUCUUCCAUAGUGUCUCAGCAAGCUGGAACUACAACACCAAUUUGACAGAACACAACUCCCAACUCCAGGUAAAUGCAUCCCUGGAAGAGCAGGCCUUCACUGAGGCCUGGGGGCUCAAGGCCAAGCAGGUGUUCACUCGCGAGCUGCUUGAUUCCCUCCCUGACCCUAAAGAUAAGAAACUGAUGAGCAAAGUCAUGGUCCUGGGAGCUGCCAACCUGCCUCCCGAAGAAAGACAAGAGUAUAACACCAUUCUCAGCACCAUGGACAGUAUUUAUUCCACCGCUAAGGUGAAUCCACAGCCCAACAUCAGCUGGAGCCUGGAACCUCAUCUAACUGACAUCAUGGCUACCUCCAGGAGCUACAAGAAGCUGCUUUAUGCUUGGGAGGGCUGGCACAACGAAUCAGGCGUCCCCCUCAAGAAGCACUACCCCAGGUUUGUGCAGCUCAGCAACAAAGCCUCGCAAGCUGAUGGAUUUAAGGACACAGGUGAUGACUGGCGCUCUUGGUAUGAGACAGACAACUUCCAGGACGUCAUCGAGGAACUGUAUAAGACAAUAGAGCCGCUUUAUCAGAACCUGCAUGCCUACGUGCGCCGCCAGCUCUACAACCAGUACGGACCCAAGUACAUCAACCUGAGAGGACCAAUCCCGGCGCAUCUGCUCGGAAAUAUGUGGGCCCAGACCUGGAACAAUAUCUACGGUUUGAUGAUACCAUAUCCUGACAAACCCAACAUAGACGUGACUGACGAAAUGGUCAAACAACGCUACAAUGCCACACACAUGUUCACAGUCGCCGAGGAUUUCUUCAUAUCUUUGGAUUUAGCUGAGAUGCCUCAGGAAUUCUGGGAAAAAUCUAUGCUGGAGAAGCCCAACGAUCGGGAGGUGGUGUGUCACGCAUCCGCCUGGGACUUUUACAACCGCAAAGACUUCAGGAUAAAGCAGUGCACGACAGUGACCAUGGAGCAGCUCUUCACCGUCCACCAUGAGAUGGGUCACGUUCAGUAUUACCUCCAGUACAAGGACCAACCGGUGGGCUUCCGUCGCGGGGCCAAUCCCGGAUUUCAUGAGGCUAUCGGCGAUGUCUUGUCCCUUUCUGUUUCCACACCAAAACAUCUGAAGACCAUUGGACUGCUGGAUUCUGUGACCUCUGAUACUGAAUCAGAUAUUAACUACCUGUUAAAGAUGGCUCUGGAGAAGAUAGCCUUCCUUCCUUUUGGCUAUCUCAUUGACCAGUGGCGAUGGGGCGUAUUCAAUGGGAAUACACCCCCAGACCGCUACAACUCUGAAUGGUGGUACCUCAGGACAAAAUAUCAAGGCAUCUGCCCGCCCACCAAGCGCACCGAGGACCACUUUGAUGCCGGCGCUAAAUUCCACAUUCCUGGAAACACACCGUACAUCAGGUAUUUUGUCAGCUUCAUCCUGCAGUUCCAGUUUCAUGAAAAACUGUGUAGUGCAGCCAAACACAACGGACCCUUGCACAAAUGUGAUAUCUACCACUCUGCAGAAGCGGGGGCGAUUUUAAAGAAAGUUCUUCAGGCAGGUUCGUCAAAACCAUGGCCUGUCGUGCUACAAGAGGCUCUAGGCACAGACAAGAUGAAUGCAAGCUCGCUGAUGAGCUACUUCGCCCCCGUCAUUGAGUGGCUGCGACAGCAAAAUGUCGAUGAGACCAUCGGAUGGCCUGACUUCAAUUGGGUCCCACCCAUUCCUGAGGGCUACCCAGGGGAUAUCGAUAAGAAUACAGAUGAACUUGAAGCAAAGAAGCUUCUCGAUGAGUACAACAGUACAGCUGAAGUGGUGUGGAAUGCUUACACGGAGGCCUCGUGGGCCUACAACACUGACAUCAAUGAAGCCAAUAAGCAGAAGAUGCUUGAGAAGAAUCUGGAGAUGUCAUCCCACACUUUGAGGUACGGGCAGCUGGCGCGGCGGUUCGACACAGCUGACUUCCAGGAUGCCUCGGUCAAGCGUAUCAUUAAAAAACUCAGCGACAUCGAGAGGGCCGCGCUGCCAUCAGCACAGCUUGAAGAGUACAACAGUCUCCUGUCCAACAUGGAGACCAAGUACAGUGUGGCCAAGGUCUGCAAGGACAACGGCCAAUGCCUCCCACUGGAUCCUGACCUCCAGAAGACCAUGGCAGAGUCCAGAGACUACGAUGAACUGUUAUUUGCCUGGAAAGGGUGGCGAGAUGCAGCCGGGAAAGUACUUCGCACAGAUUAUAAAAGAUAUGUAGAACUGGCCAACCAAGCUGCCAGACUCAACGGUCACAGCGACAACGGUGCUUACUGGCGCUCUCUGUAUGAAACGCCAACAUUUGAGGAAGACCUGGAGCGUCUGUGGAAGCAGCUGGAGCCGCUCUACCUGAACGUGCACGCCUAUGUUCGCAGGGCUCUGUACAAAAAGUAUGGUCCAAAGCGCAUCAACCUGAGAGGACCCAUACCCGCUCACCUGCUGGGUAACAUGUGGGCCCAGACGUGGUCUGGCAUCAUGGACCUAGUCCUGCCGUAUCCAGAUGCCACGCAAGUUGAUGCCACGCCAGCUAUGUUGGAAAAUGGCUGGAACGCGAAAAGAAUGUUCCAGGAAUCAGACAAAUUUUUCACCUCUUUGGGACUGCUGCCUAUGCCAAAGGAGUUUUGGGAGAAAUCCAUGCUGGAGAAGCCCAUCGAUGGGCGCCAAGUGGUUUGCCACGCCUCUGCUUGGGAUUUCUAUAACAGAAAAGACUUCAGAAUCAAACAGUGCACCGUGGUGACCAUGGAUGACUUGAUCACCGUCCACCACGAGAUGGGCCACGUCCAGUACUUCCUGCAAUACAAGGAGCAGCCCGUGUCGUUCCGUGAGGGAGCCAACCCUGGCUUCCACGAGGCCAUCGGUGAUGUGUUGGCACUCUCUGUGUCCACACCCAAACACCUGAAGAGCAUCGGUCUCCUGGACAAAGUGGAGGACAACCACGAGAGCACCAUCAACUUCCUGAUGAACAUGGCGCUUGAUAAGAUUGCCUUCCUGCCCUUUGGUUACCUGAUGGACCAGUGGAGAUGGAAGGUAUUUGAUGGACGCAUCCCAUCGUCUGAAUACAAUAAAGAGUGGUGGAACCUCAGGAUGAAGUACCAGGGCCUGUGUCCGCCUGUUGCCCGUACAGAGAAUGACUUUGACCCAGGUGCAAAGUUCCACAUCCCCGCUAGCGUUCCCUACGUGAGGUACUUUGUCAGCUUUAUUAUCCAGUUUCAGUUCCACAAGGCCCUGUGUAACGCCGCCAAGCACCAGGGGCCUCUACACACGUGUGAUAUUUAUCAGUCUCAGGAAGCUGGGAAGCUGCUGGGUGAUGUCAUGAAGUUAGGCGGCAGCAAGCCCUGGCCUGAGGCUAUGCGGAUGAUGGCGGGCCAGCCCGAUAUGAGCGCCGAGCCACUUAUGGAAUAUUUCGAACCUCUCAUUAAAUGGCUGGAGGCGGAGAACACUAAGAACAACGAUAUCCGCGGGUGGCCUGAUUAUGACUGGAAGCCUUCAAGUGCAACCAGCACUACGGACUUCCUGGGGAUGGACGUGGAGAGCGCAGCCGCCAUUGCAGGCCAGUGGGUCCUGCUGGUCCUGGGCCUGGUUCUCUUGGUAGCCACCAUUGUCCUGGCCUACAAGUACAGGAAGUCAAAGAAGUCCGGUAGGUCAUUAUCCACGAUAGAGCUCAAACAAAAAGACUAAAUAGCUAGCGUACUUUAGCUUUAGCACAGUAACAGCCCUAAUGUGAAUAUUGGUGUUUUGUCAGUGUACAGUGCACACGAUCACAUUUGCUUUCCUUUGUCUGCCACCCUAAUAUGUCUUGUAUAUUUAUUGUAUACACUUGGAGCCCAAAACCUUUUUUUGUUGGCCUGGCAAAAUCACAUUGCACCAUUUUGUAAUUUAUUUGUAAUAUGUUCAUACUUAGGGAGCAAAUAUUUGUAAAGUUAUUGUUUGUGUAAACAUAUUUGAUUUUGUUCUUAUUUCUACAAUAAUAAAAAAAAGUACAAAAGUACUACGACGUUUCAAUUGGACCUUAUUGCAGGAACAAUUUAAUUACAUUGCAGAAAAAAAACUGUGCAUUCGUUUGAGUCCUCAAAGGGGCCAGUGUAAGGCCCACAAAAAAAAUACCUGGCAGCUCUCAGGUAACAUGAACAACAAAUAGUCCCACCAGAGACGACCAAAUCAAUGUCCUCUUAGUCCACGCUGGUUUUCAGUGCUCAAAGGUACAGAACCGACUGGGAUGUCGUCCAAAAGUUUGCCUCACAGCAAACGGCGUACACCCACUGGCCACAACAUUAGGUACAAGUGCACAUCAUGUCAUGUAAUAGCUACAUGAGUGGCUCUUGGUAUGAUGCAGCCUACUUUUGAUAACCACAACAAUAAACAUAAACUGCUAAAUUGUGCCAGUGUACCUAAUGAGGUAGCCGGUUAGUCAAUAAAACAUAUGUACGUCACGUAUUACACAACUACAUACAAUGCCGCCUCUAGUUGAUUACGAUAUUUACAAAGCGUUAUUAAAUCCAGUGUUAUGACUCCCUGUUAUGAGAUCAUUCGAAAAAGAUCCCCUGCCAUGUUUACACAAGACUGUAUAAUAAAUAGUCAUCAAUACAGGGGCAAGAGAAUCAAGUAGUACU